AAUAUGGUUUGUGCGACCGUAUCCCUUUGGGUAGCAAUUAGUUAACAGCAAUUACUGUAGGAAAAGUAUUAAUGCUCGCCGAUGACGAAUUUAAUACAAUUCUGCGGUGCUCCAUCAUUAAUGGAGGAAAUUGCAACGUGGAACCAAUUCAUAAUGGCAGCGUCCAUGUUCACAUCGUGUGUUUAUAAACAUGAAAUAAGAUGGCGAACCAGCUGGCAAAUAUUUAUUUGUUAGCUGUAUCAAUGACGGACUCAUCGUUUGACAUGACUGGCAUCGUUUCAGUGUUUAUUUUUAGUUCUUGAUACUAAAAACAAGUGUGCCUUCAUUCCGUUUGACAUUGACAGAAUAAGAAUUUAGAAGCACGAACGUUAUAUUUACAACAACACAAUGAAUACGAACCCACUGCGUAGGCUACUGUCUGUCAGAUGUGUUGCUAGUUUGGUCAGACAGUCGUCAGGAUCAAUUCCUAGCUAUAAUCAUGGGUUGAUGGGGAAGGGCAAAGUGAAGAGACCAACCCUUACACUGCCAUUUUCAUACAAGCCACAAGGGGAGAUUUUGUUUGGCAUCCAUCCAGUACUUUUAGCUCUACAAGCCAGGAAACGGAAACAUUUUAACAGAGUUUUUAUUAAAACAAACAAGGGAGAUAAUAAGAAUUUGGAAAAGAUUGUCCAGUUGUCGUGUGAACAUGGAGUUGAGGUUGAAGAAGUGAAGGGUCAUGUCCUUGACUCUCUGUCAGGUGCACGACCUCACCAGGGUGUGUGUUUGGAUACGAGCAGAUUCCCCGUUAAGAGGCUGAGUCUACAGUAUCAUGUUGAGAGUUUACCGCGGGACCAAGCGUCUCUGUGGCUCUACCUACACAACAUCCAGGACCCGAUGAAUAUGGGUGCGAUACUGAGAACUUCACAUUUCCUGGGAGUUGAUCAAGUCGUUGUUCCAUCAUUUAACAGCUGUAACAUGACUCCCGUUGUAAGUAAAGCCAGUGCUGGAGCCAUGGAGGUGAUGAAUCCUCUCGGACUGGGACCAGAUUCCAACAGUCUUGUCCAGCUUUUAGAGACGUGGAAGGAGGUGGGGGGAGUGGUGGUGGGGACGGCUGUAGAAGAUCAUUAUUCUCAUCAGGUCCACAGGUACCAGAUCAACCAGCCCACUCUCUUGAUAGUCGGUAAUGAAGGUUUUGGUAUAGACAGUAGCAUUUUAAAUCUCUGUGAUAUUCUGUUGUCGAUCCAGCCUCAGGGUGUUGACAGAGAAAACUUGGUGGCUUCACUCAAUGUGUCGGUAGCAACAGGCAUAAUUAUUCACUCACUCCUCUCAUCCAUGAAAAAAGCCGACUCCAGCCAGGUCCAACAAGCUGUGUGAUAUUCACUGGUGCAGAGAUCGGUAGAUGUAACCAAUUUAAUACACACACAACUGAUCAGUUCUCUUAUUGUAACCAGUGUGGAGAAAUUAAUACACACACAUCAGCUGAUCAGUUGUCUUAUCCCUGAAAGAUUAAUCCAUCACUGUGUUGCUAGUUCCUCAUACAGAACACUGACCUUCAAGUCAUUUGACCGUAGUACACUGGCACAAGUUGUUCUCUACAGUUAUCAAAAACAAACAUUCACUUCUCAAUAGAUGCCAACUUUAAGAUUCUUUGUGUAAUGUGCCAACUGUGAAUGUCAGCACACUAAUGUUUUCAGGUAUAUCAGUUGGUGAAUCUCCAUAAAAAAAGUAACUUAUCUGUUCCAUGAACAUUGUUUAAGGACAGCAAAUAUGUAUAUAUAUGUGUUCAGGAUUCGUGUAAUUAAAGUGCACAAACAUGAA
Gigantopelta aegis is the source of this 1797-nucleotide messenger RNA. RefSeq names its product rRNA methyltransferase 1, mitochondrial-like. The record is from RefSeq and is a predicted model, not a curated record. Gene Ontology annotation, cellular component: mitochondrion. Gene Ontology annotation, molecular function: RNA binding; RNA methyltransferase activity. Gene Ontology annotation, biological process: rRNA methylation. The transcript has 8 exons. Bases 388 to 1353 code for a protein of 321 amino acids. Lineage: Eukaryota; Metazoa; Mollusca; Gastropoda; Neomphalida; Peltospiridae.